AUGGCUACUUCUGUAUCGAAAUCUGUUACAGUUAUCUUUUCUAUUCUUCUUCUUUCUUUCUUUCUCACAGUCGAAUCCCAGAAGUUUUCAAGAAACCUAUCACAACGAUCUUUAGGUUUGAGAAAAGAGAAACUGAGCCACUUUCGUUUCUACUUCCAUGACAUAGUUAGCGGCCCCAACGCCACCGCCAUCAGGAUCGUCGAAGCCACCAGAACCAACCGCACUGCCUCCACUGGUUUUGGUGACAUCAGCAUGAUCGACAACCCUUUGACCAUCGGCCCUGAAAGGAACUCGAGUUGGCCGGAAUCCGGUGAUGUCAACGGUGAGAGAGAUGCCGGUGAUAGGAGGAAGUGGGCUUUUCCGCUUAGUAUCCUCUCGUUCUCACCCUCUUCCUCUCCAUCGAUCCAACAAUCAUCAUCAGUGGAUAAAAAGAGGCAACGACGAUUACCCACUCCUCCUCCAACCCAACAUCUCAUGUUUCUCCGUCGACUGUUUGGUUGUGGAAUAAGGACAAGAGUGGCGGUGGUGAUGAUGAUGUUUCACUACAAGAACAAUGACUAUUAG
Lactuca saligna is the source of this 564-nucleotide messenger RNA. The record is from the annotation of a GenBank genome assembly. Lineage: Eukaryota; Viridiplantae; Streptophyta; Magnoliopsida; Asterales; Asteraceae.